UGGCUACCAUAUAGUGAUAAACGGAUAAGUGAUCUUACAGUGUUACAAGGACGGUCUGACGAAGAUAAAAUAAAUUCUAUAUAAAUGUGACAGUUUUAUAGUUAUGUACGGAAUGCAAGCUUCAUAUUCUUGCUGCAUUCUCGUCUGGAUUAUUUAUUGUUUUUCGUCAGUUCAUUCUUCGUUGUAUGUCGUCUUAUCGCACAAUGGUCCCGUUGUGUUAGAUGGUACGAUUACAAUCAAAGCAGAUUUAUACAAAUCAGAUGGAUCCCGACCAUCUGGUUCAUUCAGAUAUGUAUGGACCGAUGAUGCUCUUAUACCUCAUAGAAGUCUUGUAGCGAAUACAGUGAAUACUACCACGUAUUGGAACUUGAGUUACCCCCGAGAUAAAUAUUCUGUAGGAACUUAUAAAGUCGAAGUAAUAGUUUAUGUAUCUUCUUUUUUCUUUUGGCAUAAUGAAACCAGUAGUCGUAUAAGUUUUGAAGUUACAUCACUUCUUAAUGGCAACUUAACAGUAUCUCAAGCAAAUAAGACAACAAGUGAAGAUUUUGUUUCAUCUUCAUUGGAAACACAAUUCAGUAUAAAUAUACGUGAAGGAGAUUAUAAUUUUAUAAAAGAAAAUGCAACGUCUGUAUCGACUUACUGGUUUAUCGAUUGUAAAAGUUACGGACAAACUAAUGAUCUAAAUUUUGUUUAUAAUUUUACAAACGUUGAUGUGUCUCAUGGUAUCGCAGCUUUGGUUAUUGCGUCGUUCGAACCUAUUAAAACCACCACAACUACAGUCACAACUACUACUGUACCAUCUUUAAAUUUGACUUCAAAUACAUCUUUAAUAAAUGCCAAUGCAAGUACUGCUCUAUCGACAACUACAAUAUCGCCUACAACUAUAUCACAUAUAAAUGCAACUCAAGCAACAUUGAUGACAAAUGCACCUACAAUUAAUUCAAUUAUGCCAAAUCAUAGCAACAUUUCAUUUCCAUACAUAUGCCUCAAUACGUCUAUCAUACCUAUGGAUCCUAAUAAAACAUAUGGUUAUUUUAUGAAGAAAAUUUUGGUUAGAGCACCGAUAACAAAUAUUACAAUCAAGGGUACUGAUUGGAUUCAACCCUGGGACAUGUUGUCUCUUAAUGUAACUUGUAAUGGUUCAGGACCAUUUUAUAAAUGCUUCGAAUUUCAUCAAGGAAAAUAUAAUGUAACUGGUAAUGAGACGUGCGAAUACACUGAUCAACUACAAUCGUGUAAUUUUUCUAUCGUUCGUUAUUUCUUUGAACCUACCGAAUAUACAAUUUUGGUUAUAUUAAACAACGACGUCAGUAAACAAAUUUAUCCUAAAACUAUAACUGUUUACAAAGUAACACCAAAGCCACAGCUCUCGGUAAUAGUCGUUCCUGUUUCCUGUACUCUUGUUGCUGUUGUUCUAAUAGUUUUUGGUGUGGCAUAUUACAUCCAAAGUAGAGCGAGAUUCACUGUUGAAGUAGCGGAUUUUGACUUUGGCCAGAAUAAUCCAGAGAUGGAAUAUAAAACGUUUACAGAACGAUUGCGGGAUUCAUUUAACAAUGCUGUAAGACCAGAAAGCAAAUAUUUAUGUGUACGAGCGCCUCAUUAUGGCAGCAUGAACUACAAAUAAAUAUCAAUUGCAUCAUUUAAUGCAACUACUACUAUUAACAAUAAAAGGAUACAAACCGCUUAAAAAUUCGAAUGCUUUACAAACAUAACAUUUGUAAAAGAGACAUGUCGUCAAUACAAACUUUACAAGUUUGUAAGGAGUACUUUUAAAGUUGAAAGCAAGUGUACUUCUACAAUGAGCCAUGAAGUCCAAGAAACGAUGAGGUUUGUUAAAUCUUAUGCAGCAGUAUUUGUAGAUACUAAGCUGUUUCGUAUUCAAAUUACUACAUCAUUAUUCACUGUAAUCAUUGUGAUCAUUCCGGAGAUGGAUCUGAAAAAAGAGAAAAGCCAAAAACAUGACAUCAAGAUUAUUGGCACGAAUAUA
Molecule: messenger RNA, 1987 nt
Organism: Polistes dominula (European paper wasp)
Lineage: Eukaryota; Metazoa; Arthropoda; Insecta; Hymenoptera; Vespidae
Cellular component (GO): plasma membrane
Source: RefSeq, a predicted model, not a curated record